AUGUCGGCCAUUCGUGCACUGAUCCUCGGCUCUGGUGGUCGUGAGCAUGCAUUGGCAUUGCACUUGCUUCGUUCAGAACGUGUUGAGCAUGUCUACGUUGCACCGGGGAAUGGUGGCACAGCCACUCUUGGAAGUCGCUGUUCGAAUGUCAGCACGCCUAAGGCUAGCGGCGACUUCAGCGAAAUCGCAGAGUGGGCUAAGGCUCAAAGAGUUACUCUAUGUAUUCCUGGACCAGAGGCCCCACUCGUUGCAGGUGUUGAGCGUGCGUUCCGUCUCGUUGGGAUCAAGGUGUUUGGCCCUAGCAUGGAGGCGGCCCAAAUCGAAGGCUCUAAAGCAUAUGCAAAAGAUUUCAUGGCCCGGCACCAAAUUCCGACCGCUGCAUAUCGCACAUUCACAGCCGAUCAAGUGGAAGAAUGCUAUGAAUUUAUCCGGGAGUUGGGUGGUGCAAAAUCUGUCGUAUUAAAAGCCAGUGGUCUCGCCGGUGGUAAAGGUGUGAUUUUACCAGACACCGACGAUGAGGCGCGUCAAGGUGUUGAAGACCUGCUAGUUCGCAAAGUGUUUGGUAAUGCCGGUGAUUUCCUAAUUAUUGAAGAGCGUUUAGAUGGCUCUGAACUCUCAGUGCUUGCAUUUUCUGACGGGUACACGGUCCGUGCACUGCCUGGAUGCCAAGACCACAAGCGUAUCGGCGAAGGAGACACCGGUCUCAAUACGGGCGGUAUGGGUGCGUACUGCCCAACUCCCGAUGGAACAGCUGCAGGAAUGGAGGAGCGCAUUCGACAGGAGAUCUUGCUCCCGACCAUUCAGGGUUUGCGUCGCGACGGUACAUCCUUUGUUGGAAUGCUAUUCGUGGGUCUCAUGCUCACGAGCAAGGGACCCAAGGUCCUCGAAUUCAAUGUUCGAUUUGGAGAUCCAGAAACGGAGGCCGUCCUGGAACUCCUCGAGCAUCCAUCGACGCUCGCUGACGUCAUGAUGGCAUGUGUUGAGAACCGCCUCGACUGUGUCGAUCUUGCGAUUCGUCCUGGUUUCGCUGUUAGCGUGGUUAUCGCGAGUGGUGGCUAUCCUGGCAAAUAUGCAACUGGCGUGCCUGUUCAUAUUGAGACAAUGCCCGAUUGCGUGUCAGUGUACCAUGCGGGCACUAAGCGUGCUGAUGAUGGCCAACUUCUCACUGCAGGCGGUCGUGUGCUCGCAGUUUCGGCUGUUGGAGCCACUCUCGAUGAGGCACUGCAGCGGGUAUAUGCUGGGGUCUCAAAUGUUAAGUUCGAGGGCAUGGUGUACCGCCGCGACAUUGCUCACCGUGCUUUGGCUGCUGCACGGUCCAGUGCACCUGCUGGCAUGACUUACGCAUCUGCAGGUGUCGAUAUUGACGCAGGAAACACACUUGUAGAGCGGAUCAAGCCACUUUCCAAAACUACCCAGCGUCCCGGCUGCAUGGGAACACUAGGUGGCUUUGGCGGUCUGUUCGAUCUCAAGGCAUUGAACAUGCGUGAUCCCAUUCUGGUCAGCGGUACAGAUGGUGUCGGUACUAAGCUGCGUAUUGCUUUAGAACAUGGAAAGCACGAUACAAUCGGGAUUGACCUUGUUGCGAUGUCUGUUAACGACUUGCUUGUCCAGGGUGCUCAGCCGCUUUUCUUCCUCGAUUACUUUGCUUGCUCCAAGCUUGAUGUUGACACAGCUUCAGCUGUAGUAAAGGGGAUCGCUGAUGGUUGUCGUGAUGCGGAGUGCGCGUUGAUUGGCGGCGAAACGGCUGAAAUGCCUGGCAUGUACGUCGGUAACGAGUACGAUGUCGCUGGUUUUGCCGUCGGCGCUGUGGAGCGUGAUGCUAUCUUGCCUAGAACUUCUCACAUGCAGCCUGGCGACGUGCUGAUUGGACUUCGAAGCAGCGGACUUCAUUCGAAUGGGUUCUCGCUUGUCCGUAAGGUCGUGGCUCGUUCCGGCAUUGCCCUCAGUGCCCCUUGUCCUUGGAACGAUAGUAUUCAUGCCUGUCUUGGCGAUGCGUUGCUCGCACCGACCCGUAUUUAUGUCAAGGCCCUUGGUCAUGUAAUGCACGGUGAGCAUCAUGUGCUUGGCCUUGCUCACAUCACUGGUGGUGGGUUUACCGACAACCUGCCACGUAUGCUGCCGGAAAGUCUUGGUGCUAAGGUAGAUGUGUCGCGUUGGCAGCGUCCUUCUCUCUUUGCAUGGCUGCAGAGGGAAGGUCAGAUCGAACCGCAGGAAAUGGCUCGCACAUUCAACAAUGGCAUUGGUAUGGUCCUUGUUGUGUCGUCGUCAGCUAGCGAGCAGACUUGCUCUGCGCUGCGUGACGCCGGUGAACAGCCUGUAGUGCUAGGCGAACUUACGGCCGAGCCUGGUGUCUCAUUCGUGGGACUUGAACAUUGGGCUGCAUAA
Molecule: messenger RNA, 2385 nt
Organism: Malassezia globosa CBS 7966
Lineage: Eukaryota; Fungi; Basidiomycota; Malasseziomycetes; Malasseziales; Malasseziaceae
Exons: 1
Coding region: 1-2385 (794 amino acids)
Biological process (GO): 'de novo' IMP biosynthetic process; adenine biosynthetic process
Cellular component (GO): cytosol
Molecular function (GO): phosphoribosylamine-glycine ligase activity; phosphoribosylformylglycinamidine cyclo-ligase activity; ATP binding
Source: RefSeq, a predicted model, not a curated record